Messenger RNA from Ruditapes philippinarum (Manila clam), 1540 nucleotides. RefSeq lists its product as uncharacterized. Bases 144 to 896 code for a protein of 250 amino acids. The record is from RefSeq and is a predicted model, not a curated record. Gene Ontology annotation, molecular function: L-ascorbic acid binding; procollagen-proline 4-dioxygenase activity; iron ion binding. Lineage: Eukaryota; Metazoa; Mollusca; Bivalvia; Venerida; Veneridae. The transcript is spliced from 6 exons. Gene Ontology annotation, cellular component: endoplasmic reticulum. Gene Ontology annotation, biological process: peptidyl-proline hydroxylation to 4-hydroxy-L-proline.
AUUGUAGUGGUUAAUAUAUAAAUAUGCUAUUCUGACAUUAUACUAACCAAUUUAGUUUUGUGAGGAAUAGGUACAUUUUUUUAAACCGUUUAUUUAGUGCCUGUCAAGAUAUCUGUGAUAUAAUUCUGGUCAUUACAUAUAAAAUGGAAACCGAAACCAGUGAAACAUUAUGUCGUGGUGUUGGAGAAAUAAACAUUAAUUCAGAGGGAAAAAGUGACGUAAAAGAAAAAGCUAAAACUAACGGGAAUGUAGACUCUAAAGUCCACGGUGAUGAAGGUUAUCAAGAACAUGACAAUCGUAUUACUCGGGAGGAUGUUACAUUACCAGAUUGUUUUAAAGGGAAACUAGCUUUUGUUUUACGGAACGUUCUCACAGAAAAGGAAUGUAAAGAUUACAUAAAGAAGACUGAGAAGAUGGGAUAUACAGAUGCGCUUGUAAAUAUCGGGGGAGGAAGGCAACAGAUGAUGAAAGAUGUAAGAAACAACACGAGAUGUAUUUGGGAUUCAUUCGAAGAAGCAGACAAAAUCUGGCAAAGGAUUAAACAAUUUAUACCUGACAAGUGGCGAAACAGAGAAGUAAUGGGAUUAAACGAAAGGUUAAGAUUUUUGAAGUACAAUCCUGGUGAAUAUUUUGCUCCACAUAUGGAUGGUAUGUACAUGAGGGAAAACGGAGAGAGAAGCUUUGUCACCAUACAAUUAUAUCUUAACCAGGGGUUUAAAGGUGGAAGCACAACAUUCAUGAGUUUCGCGGAAACGGAGAGAAUGGAAGUUGUACCGGAAACUGGUAUGGUGUUGGUCUUUCAGCACGAUAUAAUGCACGAGGGUUCUGCCCUUCUAGAAGGCAGGAAAUAUAGCAUGCGCACUGACGUCAUGUAUAGUGCGAACAUUAGCAAAUGAGUGAUGGGUUAAGAGCUGUGUAAAUUCUAGACUUCAUUGUACAAAUAUCUACAAGAACAAAUUAGAAAAAAACGGCAUUCUUAGUUAGGGUCUGCAGAUAUUCAUGAUCGAAUUCUUCUGUAGAUCACUAUUUGCCAGAUCUUUCUAAGUGUUAUCUUAAGUUUUUCACUUUAAGAACUGACUGAACAGUAGUUAGAAAAGACUGGGUUGAUUUGAGUAUAUCUGAAAAAUAUAACCCGAGUUACACUGAAAAGGACAGUUGCAUGCUGUGAAGAUAUUUGUUAAAAUACUGCUGGUCAGUUAAUGUAUACACCAAUAAGAAAAUUCAUCAGACAAACAAGUUUCUGCAAACAAACAACAAGAACGUAAUUUUAUUGUAAUUCAAAUAAACAAUAUUUUUACAAGAUAUCUCGAGCAGUGCUCCUGUGUUGAUAAUUUUAAGUAUUAUUAAUAUAUGUAUAUAUAUGUAUAUCAAUUUUUAUGCCAAUACUGAUGAAUUUCAUUAUGUUAUUUGUUACUGUUGUGAUUUAUACUGUGCAAUACAGCAACUGUUAGUUCUUGAUUACAAUAGGAACAUACAUUUGUAUAUAUUUCUUUUGUUAAUUAUUGCCGUUGCUUAUAGUAAAAUGUAUAUUAACAUAUAA